AUGCUGGGCACAGCACUCCUCAUUUCCUUCGUCCUUGCUUUCAUUUUGCAACCCCUGCGGUCGUUCAUUUGCCUGCAUAAAGGGGCGCGUAAAAUUUGGUACCAUAUAAUGAGCGAUCCUCGACGGGAGAUCGAAUUCACUGCCGGAUUUUUUGACGAAGAUUAUCAUCAUGUUCUGAAGAAUUGCCGGCGGGCAAGAGAGCCACCAUUAGUCGAUAUGGGAACGAACGUAACGAAGAUGGAGCGAAUGCUCUUUACGGACCUAUACCUCGGAUUUCUUCGAAAAGAGUGCCGCAAGGAUAUCGAAUUAAUUUUCGCCGACGCUCCUCGUAUCGUCCAAAUGGCUGAUCUACGUGCCAACGCAUCACAGACUGAGCUGGGGCUUUUCAUCCCGCUGAUGGCCCGCGUAGAAGGUGGGUAUAUUUCGGUUCAGGGAAGUAUUAAUAUGCUCAUGGCUGGAGAAAACUUCGAAUGUGUUGCUGUUGUCAGCCAAGGUGUAGCCAUGGCAGCCUUUCUUUCAGCAUUGACACUUCAUGUCAUCAGUAAAAAUAAUAUUGUGGUGCUGGAAGAUGGACAAAAUUUCUUGGAGGCAUAUCAGAAAACAAAUGCAUCAAGGAAUAUGAUAGAAGUUAGAUAUCCUCUGGGCAACAUGCUAUCUCUUGCAAUACCAUGGAAGGCAUAUAUCUAA
Molecule: messenger RNA, 687 nt
Organism: Guyanagaster necrorhizus
Lineage: Eukaryota; Fungi; Basidiomycota; Agaricomycetes; Agaricales; Physalacriaceae
Exons: 7
Coding region: 1-687 (228 amino acids)
Source: RefSeq, a predicted model, not a curated record